UUCACCCGUCACCUCUACUGCAACACCAAAGCUCAGUCUAUUAUUCAAGACCUUGUGGAGGUACGGGCCUAUCUGUACUGCUGUGUAGCCAACUGUGCCAUAACAUCAUGAAAGCAUGGGUCACGUCAAGAAUCGCCAACGAUCUGGUUAAAGAGUCACUCGGCAAAUUCCCUGCUCCACCUCCUUUAUAAUCUUCUUUUGGAGAUUCCUCAAACAUCUCCCAGAGUGUAGGAAGCCUUAACGUGUCUUUGCCAUGAAUUUCCUAUCUUCAGUCCAUCGCUUGUACAUGACGGAACCUUGUAAGUUAUAUGUUCUUUGACUACGCUUGUAAUUCUUCAGACAAUGAUGGGCAUGGUGCCAGUCCGGAGGGAAAAAAAAAUUAUGAGUGACCAGGGCAAAUUUAAGUGAUGGUAGAGGAGCCACGUUACUACUUAAAGAUGGAUAGACAGCCAGCUCGAUGCCAAAGUCAGUAGGUAAAAAAACUGGUUAAGCAGCAUUCAGUGAUUAGUCAGUACCAGGAAUCGCUGCAUGGGAUGACUAGGAAAAUGCCUUUCGCACAACAUUGAAAACUCCCUGUUUACUUUUAGUUGUCUUCUGCUUUCAGAUUUUCCUGACGGAGAAGUAGUUCGGGAGGAGGACAGACCUUUGACUCUCCAGGGCCACAACCAGGAACCUUUCAUCCUGGCUUCUGAGGCUCUUAGCUCUUUUCUCUCUUGUUCCAGCAGAGUUGAUGGUGCUUCACUGGCCUUGGCUGUCCAACAGGGAUGAGGUACUCUCCACUCCAGACCUCUCCUCUAGAAGGGGAAACAAUUGAAAGCCAUGUCGGGUGAAGACAAUGGUAAGGACAACCUUACAAAUGAGUGUCCUGUAUGUUACGAGCGUCUACAGAAUCCGAACAUCUCUGAGCGGAGGUUGAGCUGUGGUCAUUCCUUCUGUCAUGAUUGCCUGGUAAAGUAUCUCAUGACGGCCAAGAAAGAGGGUUCCAUAAAGAAGAAUAUCAUAUGUCCACUGUGCCGCUAUGUGACAUUCCUCAGCAAGAGGGGACUUAUUUUGCCGCCAAAUGCUGGAGAACUCAAUCAGAUUCUAGAGGUUCCUCACAGUCCUUCCUUUCUAAGCCAUUCCACUGUAGUAGGGAACUCCAACACCUUGGUCAUACCCAUUCCUGAGACAAGCGGGUCACAUAGUCCACAAGACCUUUGCAGGUGCACAUGUUCUGUUGAUACUAGCCCAAAUCUAAUAGGUCAUUCAUGUAGCUCUCAAGUCUUCAUCAUCAGUGAUCAAGGACAACCAAUGGAAAGCAGCGAUGAAGUGGUCACCAGUAACGAAACGCACCAUAUAGAUGCCAGGGCGAACUGUUGCCGCUCUCCAUCUUUAAUAAUGAUAUUGUUAUUGAUAUUUCUUGUGGCUGUCUUGGCGGCAGUUCUUCCAUGGAUAUUGUUGGUCAAAAAAACAUGAAGAGAAGUUUGCCUCCCUUCAAAGGUUUUGGGCCAGGAGAAAACAUCUAAUUUGAGAUGACCAUCACAGCAAAAAGUCUUGUCCUGCCUCAUCCAGAGAUUGCAGGAGAUGCAUGUCAGAGUAUGUUGAAUAAACCUAGACUGGAAUUUGCCAUAUGCAAAGAUGGUGGGUGGAUACAAUACAAGUCUGUGUUGGACUAUAAGAUGGUUCACUAAACAAUGGCACCUUCUGGGGUCAGUUUUUAGUUAAAAGAAGAUCCUUCUAAGCCUUGAAACAGGUCAACCAUGGCAGGUCUGUUCUAUUAGAUAGAUUACCACUGACCUAUUUUUGUUUGCUUGAGACUGCACGAUUUGCACCAAUAACGAAGGCCUUUCAAAUGUGGAUCAUUUAAACAUGUAUGUAAAAAUAUGGAGAGAGGCUCGCAUAUCUAUACAAGUAGAAUUAAAAAAAUUAUAAAUAUUUUCUUCAUAAUGGUAGGUUUGCGUAAAAGACUCUGGGACUCUCGAAACUAUGCUGUGAAAAUGAACCAAUCUAUUCUGAUUUCUUUCAUAAACACUACCACACCUGUUCAUAGGUUGUGUGUGCAACUCAGCCCUAUUCAAUAAAAUGGAACCCAAGCACAGGUGUGGCCCUUUAAGAUGCAUAAGACCUUAAGGUCAACAGAGAAUCCUGCUUCUUAAGAGUUGUGUAUUGACACCUCAACCCCUUCCAUGGAUGGCUAAGAGCGGCCAGUAUACAUGCAUAUUAAUAUAUGUGGCAUUCUAUUUGUCCCCUUCCUAUUUCUCCAUUCUGUACUCCUGGGUGCAUCAUGCAGUAGGAAACUGGCUCUUAGUCCUGAAUAUAGUCCAAACGUAAAUACCACAUUGUGUACAAAUGUGGCGAGCUCGUCUGGACUUGAUUUACAAGAUGGGUAUAACUCAGAAAGGGUGGUGCCACCUUUUCUGUGGCCAAAGUGAUGUGAUUUUAUACUGUCAAGAAGGGAAUCCAGAAAUUAUGGGGUAAUUAC
This is a messenger RNA of Bufo bufo (common toad), 2461 nucleotides long. It is a transcript of the gene RNF222, whose product is annotated as ring finger protein 222. The record is from RefSeq and is a predicted model, not a curated record. The transcript has 4 exons. The coding region runs from base 820 to 1455 and encodes 211 amino acids. NCBI's taxonomy places the organism in Eukaryota, Metazoa, Chordata, Amphibia, Anura, Bufonidae.